AUGAUAUACCAAACCCCUAUUGCCAAGCUCAAGUAUGAGGUCUGGGGUCCGAGCUACCAGGCAUGGUCUAUUGCGGCCCAGAUGCAUCAUUCCUUACUCGAGAACAUCGAGAAUGAUGCACUAGAUCUAUACAAGUUUGAGAAGCCGUGGACAAUGUACGGAGACCGCAUCAGGAUCAAUUUCAUGUGCGUCUAUGCCGAUGACAUCCUAGAUACCGACCCUGAGCACUGGCCUAAGUGUCGAGGUGACGAGGACAUGAUUGUUCUUGAUCUUCCCAAGAACACCAAGGAGGCCUAG
Molecule: messenger RNA, 297 nt
Organism: Fusarium falciforme
Lineage: Eukaryota; Fungi; Ascomycota; Sordariomycetes; Hypocreales; Nectriaceae
Exons: 2
Coding region: 1-297 (98 amino acids)
Source: RefSeq, a predicted model, not a curated record